Messenger RNA from Hevea brasiliensis (rubber tree), 495 nucleotides. RefSeq lists its product as uncharacterized. Bases 1 to 495 code for a protein of 164 amino acids. The transcript has a single exon. The record is from RefSeq and is a predicted model, not a curated record. Lineage: Eukaryota; Viridiplantae; Streptophyta; Magnoliopsida; Malpighiales; Euphorbiaceae.
AUGUCCAUCUUUUUAUGGAGUUUAUUGAAAGAGAGGCUACCAUGCAGCUUGUUGGUAAAAAACCGCAUUCCUAAUGUUUCCCCUGAUUACCAAUUUUGUCGUGAAAGAGAGACUCUAAGGCAUGCAUUCUUUGAUUGCCCCAGAGCUUCACUGAUUUGGUUCCAUUCUCCAACGAAUCUUCGGUCUACCUUCUUGCAAGGUGCAUCAGCUAUGGAUUGUCGGGUUGAGUUGACAGAAUUUCUAUUAAAGCAUAAUGUAGGUGAGGAGCUCAUCCAAACAACGGCUUUCAUUUGCUGGGGAAUUUGGAAAUGCCGGAAUUUGCUCCUUUUUAAUGGACAACAGCAGUCCUUCCUGGAAGUUCUCUCGUUGGCCAAUUCCUUUCAAGGAAUCUUUUUAUCUAAGCUUUUGCUACUCCCGCUACGCCAUCUAUACACCUGGCUUCCACUCCUUAUGCUUGGAUCCCCUUCAGUUGCCUGUGCUCAAAGUAAAUUUUGA